This is a messenger RNA of Neltuma alba, 1104 nucleotides long. Its product is annotated as disease resistance protein RML1A-like. The transcript has 2 exons. The record is from RefSeq and is a predicted model, not a curated record. Bases 1 to 1104 code for a protein of 367 amino acids. Lineage: Eukaryota; Viridiplantae; Streptophyta; Magnoliopsida; Fabales; Fabaceae.
AUGCGAAAGUGCUGGAAUCUCAAGGAGUUCUCAGUGUCAUCGGAUGAACUGAGAGACUUGGAAUUAGACGAAACAGGAAUUGAAAUCUUGCACUCGUCUGUAGCGCGUUCAAGUAACUCGAAAAGUAUCGGUCUUAGAGGCUUAAGACUUGUGAACCUUCCCGACCAAUUAUCCUGCUUGACAAGUUUGAAUGCUCUUAGGCUUUACGACUGUGAAAUCAUUGAUGAUUUGAAGCUACAUAUCUUUUUCGAUGGCAUGUUGUCUUUGAGAGAAGUGACGCUGAAGAGGUGCGGUAACAUAAUUGACCUCCCCAGUAACACUAAGCAUCUUUUAGGAUUGAGAUCUCUUGACGUAAUGGGUUGUAGGAGGCUUCGUUCUUUACCAGAACUACCACCAUCCAUUGCAACCCUAAUUGCCGAUGAUUGCAAGUCGUUGGAAAUUGUGUCAACUUGGAGAUCAAGUGGUGAUCAAAUGUACUUCAGAUUCAAUAACUGUGUGCAACUGAUUGAACAAUCGCUUCACAAUAUCAUGGAGGCUGCUGCUUAUUCUAUACCUUAUUGUUUAUUGCAUAAAUAUAAGUACAUGGGUGAUUGUUCGAUUCAUAAAUAUAACUCCAUCCAUCGUUAUACGAUUUGUGUUACCGGAAGCAAAGUACCAGAGUGGAUCAAAUACAGGGCAGCACAAAGCUCCGUAACUAUUGAACUCCCUCAAAUUUCAGACCUGACGAGUUUCUUCUUCUGCAUUGUAGUUGAUGUUCAUUCAGAAAUUAACGGUGGAAGUCAAGCUUUUGGGUGCACAUGCUACUUGGAAGGUUUUAAAGCGGCAGAUUCAACACAUGGCACGGUUCUUCCAGAUAUGAAAUCUGAUGAUGUUUUUAUAUGGACUGAUGACUCAGCAAGUCAAAUGAUUGUGGAUGAAAUUCGAAGCAGAAAUCAACAGUCUUUCGCUAACGUAAAGCUUCGCUUCGAAUUCUCUGCGUAUAACCAUGCAAUGAUCCCUAGCAAACGAGAAACAAGCAAGUUAAUGAUCAAAGAAUGCGGGGUGUGGCCAGUAUCUGUCUCAGAAUGUCAGAAAUUUGUUGAGCAAAUGGAAAUAGAGAGGUAA